Molecule: messenger RNA, 896 nt
Organism: Leptomonas pyrrhocoris
Lineage: Eukaryota; Euglenozoa; Kinetoplastea; Trypanosomatida; Trypanosomatidae
Exons: 1
Coding region: 138-896 (252 amino acids)
Source: RefSeq, a predicted model, not a curated record
AGCGGCGACAACUCAAUCUUCUUGAACACUCUCUUCUUAUAUUUUUUUUUAUAUCUACUUGUGCAUACGUAGUCGUGCACCACAGUCGUGUAGGUAGUGGGUACCAUCACCACGAUUCAGAACUCCGUCGCGUCUCAAUGGUCCGCGCUGGCGCGAAGCGGGAGCGACCGUGCAUGGUCCUUCUCCACGUGGCCCUCCGCUCCGCCGCCACCCAAGCAGCAACAGCAGCAGCAGACGGACAGACGCAACAUCAACAGCGAGGUGCAGGCCCUACCUCGUCUUCUGCGGCAUCGCCAGAACGCUACGUCUGGAAGUCGCGCCGCACGGCGGAGGCCUACGCCGGCGCCGUCCUCCGCUGCGUACGUGCGCAGUGGGCGAUGGUAGGCGGGGUGCGGUACGACCUUCCCGAUGCCGCCCACCUCGAAAGUGCGACGUGGGACGGCGACGCCACACUACCAGCAGCUGCCACGGGUGGAGAGGGUGCGGAGUCGGGGAAGGACACGGCUCGCACCUCUCGAAAGGCGGAAGCAGGACGAGGGAAGAAGCAACACCUGUGCACACGGGAUCGUCGCAUGCGGGUCACGCAACGACGGAGCGGAGUGCUGCGCUGUGCGGUGCAGCUGUCCCGCUCCCUCUACGGCGAUGCGGCAGCCCUGCAUAUCUUUCGUGCCGCCUGCGCGUGUGUGACGGCGGUGGAUGUGUCGUUGCCGCUGUCGGCGCUUGUGUCGGACGACAACAACACCGCAGCAGUGGCCGCAGCAGCAGAAGAAGAAGAGGGCCGUCCGGUGCGACGUCGUCGACUAAUCGAAGACGGCGAUGCGCGGAUGGAGCAGGUAUGCCACGCCGCCGUACGCGUGGCACGUGUGGAGCACGUCGUGUCAUCGCGGAAGCAUUAA